This is a messenger RNA of Punica granatum (pomegranate), 3147 nucleotides long. NCBI's taxonomy places the organism in Eukaryota, Viridiplantae, Streptophyta, Magnoliopsida, Myrtales, Lythraceae. The record is from RefSeq and is a predicted model, not a curated record.
AAAAAAAAAUGGAAACCAUCGUGACAUCGUCGUUCUCUUCUCCUUCAACCGCAGGUCUCUUUCUGCUCAGAUUGCCUCCAUGACUGUGUGAGCUCGAAGGAGGAUUCCACUCAGCAGAGCGUGCUACUCAGCCUCCACCCACCGCCAAGUUAGUUCAGAAUUCAUGCUGAUCUUGGGCAUCUUUCUUCUCCCCCAGUAACUAGGCAAUGAAUUUUCUGCUGCGGUCCCCCCAACCAGCGGCUUCCGAGCUGCCACCCGUGAAUGAAAGCAGUGCUGAUGCCAAUCAUGUCUCCAAACCGGUGACCACUUUAGAGGGUCUUAUAUCUGAGGAUCCAUUUCCGCGGUAUGAAGUUUCUGAAGACAAUGGAGAGAGUGAUGGUGUUAGGAGUUCUGAUGGGAUCCUUACCGGACGCAGUUCGACAGCUGAUGUUCCCAUUGUAGACAAACAUUCCGAUGUUUCCGAAGAAGAAGGGUGGAUAACCAUCCCCUGCAAGGAACUCCCUGCUGACUGGAAGAAUGCACUGGAUAUACGUUCAUUGCGUUCUCUCAACCGUUCUUUUGUUUUUCCAGGCGAACAGGUUCAUAUAUUGGCAUGUUUAUCAGCAAAUGAGCAGGAGACAGAAAUUAUUACCCCUUUCAGAGUUGCCGCAGUGAUGAGUAAGAAUGGUAUAAGAUGGAGCCCUAAAAAGGAAAAUGGAGAUGUAGGAGCUGGAAGGGAUUCGGUGUCAGGGAAUGUUGAAGUCCAUGAUAAAGAAGAUAAAGAUCAGAGUAAUGAAAGCCCAUCACAAGGAAAAACUAACCAUGAAAAAGAUAUGUCUGCUGGUGAAUCUCUGCUACGGAAGGAAGACCAAAAAUUAAAAACUGAAACGUUACUGCAAAGAUUCAAUAAUUCCCAUUUCUUUGUGAGAAUAGCAGAGUCAGGGGAUAAGCUUUGGUCUAAGAAAGGUGUUUCUGACAAAUCUUUAGAGUCUUCUGACACGAGUGAUCAAAUCUCUGCCACAAGUGGAAACAAUGAAACUCUAAAAGAUAGCUCUGGCCUCAGUGCAAUUAUAGAUAAAGGAAAUUUUAAAGCCAAUGCAUCAGGUGGAGUGGCUAGGGGUGCAGUUCAGUGUUGUGCUCUUGCUAAUGGAGAUUUAGUGGUUCUGUUACAAAUAAAUGUUGGUGUCGAUUUGUUAAGAGACCCCAUUAUUGAGAUUCUUCAAUUUGAGAAAUAUCAGGCCAAAAGUCCCUCUUUAGAGAACCAAGAAGAUGCAGCUUAUGCAAAUGGGGAUCCUUGUAAAGAACUGUUAACAUGGUUGCUGCCCCUAGAGAACACAGUUCUUCCUCCAGUCCGCCCUUUAUCACCUCCUACUUUGGCUUCUGUGCCAGGAAUCGGAAGCACAUCCCAAAGAUCCAAUUUCUCAGCAGCGUCAGGCUCUCAGAUAUUCUCUUUUGGCAAUUUCAGGAGCUACUCCAUGUCAUCGAUUCCUCAGAAUCCUGCAGCACCUCCUACACCCACAGCUCACAGUUCCAAAUCUACCAGCUUGGACCUUGACGACUGGGAUCGAGUUUCAAAGCAGAAGCCUCUACCUGGUAAAAGGAUUGGUAAAGAGGGGCUAUUAUCAUUUAGAACUGUCUCAUUGGAGCCAGAAAGGUUUUCUGUUUGUUGCGGACUAGAAGGCAUCUAUACGCCUGGGAAAAGGUGGCGGAGGAAACUGGAAAUCAUUCAACCUAUUGAAAUACAAUCUUUUGCUGCUGAGUGUAACACGGAUGAUCUCCUUUGUGUGCAGAUAAAGAAUGUUUGUCCAGCACAUAUACCUGAUAUUGUGAUGUAUAUAGAUGCAAUAACAAUUGUUCUUGAGGAGGCUGCAAAAGGUGGACCACCAGUAUCGUUUCCAAUUGCAUCUAUUGAACCUGGAGAAGAUUAUAGUCUGCCAAAUCUAGCUCUCCGGAGAGGGGAGGAGCACUCUUUUAUCAUUAAACCAGCGAUUUCUGCAUGGAAGAAACUCGAUGCUCAAGAUCGAAGAAGUGCUCAGUCAUCAUCAUCAACGCAGACACUAAUUAAAAAUACAUCAAGCUUGCGUGUUUCCUCAAAGAUUGUUGAAGAAAAGAAUAUCUCAUCCACAGACCAUUAUGCAAUCAUGGUGUCUUGUCACAGCAACCACACAGAAUCAAGACUGUUCUUCAAGAAGCCCACAAGUUGGCGACCCCGCAUCUCUAGGGAUAUUAUGAUUUCCGUUGCCUCAGAAAUAUCGAGGGAAUCUCCUGGACCAAACACCCAGCUUCCCGUGCAGGUUUUAACCCUCCAGGCUUCAAAUAUGACCUCCGAAGAUCUAACAAUGACAAUCCUGGCGCCAGCUUCAUUCACAUCACCUCCAUCUAUAGUAUCUCUAAAUUCUUCUCCCACUUCACCCAUCAGCCCUGUAAUGGGCCUUACCGAGUUCAAUGGAAAACUGGGCAGUUCGAUGCAGAAGCCUCCUGCUGCGGAAAAUCAGAAGAAAAAUGCCAGUGGGGAGUUGAGAUCGGUCUCAGUCAAUGAGCAGGGAUCCCCUAUGUCUGAUGCCAUUCUGAAUACUGAUCUGGGCUGCACUCAUUUGUGGCUGCAGAGUAGAGUUCCUUUGGGGCGCGUUCCUUCCCAAACUACUGCCACCAUCAAACUCGAACUGCUUCCGUUGACUGAUGGUAUAAUUACAUUGGACACAUUGCAAGUUGAUGUUAAAGAGAAAGGUCGGACGUAUAUUCCGGAGCACUCAUUGAAGAUAAACGCCACCUCAAGCAUCUCCACCGGGAUUAUUUAACAUUGUUCUUAGUUCGACCUCCAUCUGCUUCAUCCGGAUCUUAUCCUGUUGGAGCUUCUCUGGUCUGGUUCUAUGUGCUUGGUUCCUCUUGGAAUGUGUCUUGUCCAGCGCCCGAGAUUGGGUUCGGAAGCAAAUUGAGAAUGUGUUUUCGUAGGGUACAGCCUUUUAAUUAUCUUUGUUGUAUACAAAAGCUGGGAGAGUGGCAUUCUUUUUGUACACCGCCCUUGCAUGGGAAGAAAAGAGACUUGUAGUUAGAGAUGAACUCACAGAAGUGUAUGAAUUGUAUCUGUUUGAUACUUUUCUGGAGGGAAAAAAUGGAGAGCAUUUCAUUAGUCCCAUUUAUUUAUUAUCGAGAAAAAAGUUCGGGAAA